Anarrhichthys ocellatus (wolf-eel) is the source of this 1270-nucleotide messenger RNA. RefSeq names its product selenoprotein S (gene selenos). NCBI's taxonomy places the organism in Eukaryota, Metazoa, Chordata, Actinopteri, Perciformes, Anarhichadidae. Gene Ontology annotation, cellular component: endoplasmic reticulum membrane; Derlin-1 retrotranslocation complex; Derlin-1-VIMP complex. Gene Ontology annotation, biological process: retrograde protein transport, ER to cytosol; endoplasmic reticulum unfolded protein response. The record is from RefSeq and is a predicted model, not a curated record. Bases 166 to 750 code for a protein of 194 amino acids. The transcript is spliced from 6 exons.
ACGUUCGUGACUAGCGUUAGCCAGUGCUAGCCAGCAAAGAUGGCUGACAUGGGGAAGAGGUCCCAGCACGACGUGUAGCGUUAACUCCAGAGCGAUAACGUUUGCUAAGCAACACGGGAGAUACAUUUUCGUGCUCUAUUCAGACAGCGGUACUCUUUGUCUGAGAUGGACGACGUGGAGAUUACAGAUGUCGAAGACGACAACUCGCCUUACCGGGUGGAGAAGGCGCCUCUCACCAACCAGGACCUGAGCUCCCUGAGCCUGACCGUCGGAGAGCUUCUGUCCCAGUAUGGAUGGUACCUGCUGGCUGUGACUGUUCUGGUCUACCUGCUCAUCCAGCACCUGAGCAAGAGGAGAUCCAGCCAGAGCUCCAGCAGCUCGCCCCAACAAACACUGCAAGAUGCAGCGCUGGUGGCAAAAAGACAAGAAGCCAUGGAAGCAGCUCGCAUAAAGAUGCAAGAGGAGCUUGAUGCCAAAGCUGACAUCUUCAGAGAGAAACAAAGACAGCAAGAAGAAGAGAAGAGGAGGCAGAAAAUAGAGAUAUGGGACAGUAUGCAACAGGGAAGAAGUUACAAAGGAACCGCGAAACCUUCUCAGACCACUGAAGAGGCCAGCUCAUCGACAACAGUGUUGAAACCAAAGUCGGACAAGAAGCCACUUCGUACUGCAGACUACAACCCCCUGACUGGACAGGGAGGAAGCUCCGUUUCCUGGAGACCUGGCAGGAGAGGGCCGUCAUCUGGUGGAUGAGGGUAAAGAGGUCAGAGACUUUGGUCUGUGUGACCUCUGACCUCUGGCAUCCUGAUGUGCACACUGACUGACUGAACCAAGCUGACAAUAUCACUAACCCUCUUUUAGUUUUCUACCUGCUCCAUAUUUCCAGUGGGUGUUGAUCAGUUAGCAUCAUUAAUUGCAUCUAUCUUGUUUGACUUGUUAUUUACUCUCUGAUCCCUCAUGAAUCAUACUGUUGAGGGAGAAAUGCAUUCUGGGAUUGAAGGCUUGUAAUGACGCCAUUCCUGUAAUCGGUAUGGAACCAGCAGGUGUGGCUGAUGAAUUUCACAGUCGGUGUGUUUUUUCUCAUAUAUGUUGAAAUGUGUAGCAGCACAGCUGUAGAGUGGAUGUUACUACAGACGCUGCUGCUGGACUACCGGUAUAUUACAAGAAAUAGUACAUUCUGAUGAUAUAGUUAAGUUGGAUCUAUCAAAAUGUAAGAAGGGUAUGUCUAUACUGUACAUGCACAUUUUUGGGCAAUAAAGAUUUGGUGACUGGG